UUUCUUUUUUCUUCCAUAUAUUUUUGUUUUAAGUGUCCCACCACAAAGGCCAUAGAAGAAGUUCCUUUUUCCCUUUUGACAUUUUUAAGCCAAUUCGAGUCUUUUCCCUUCAACCCCAUUGGCCAAGUGAAGGGCAGAAAAUUGUAGCUUUUUUUUCACACACUGAGCUUCUCACACCUAACUAAAAAAAAAAACACCAUUGGAAAUAUUGGACUGCUAUAAGUUUUCGCUCUCUACAUAUUUUUUUUAGUCCUAGUACACACACUUUCUGUUGAUUACUUUUUAGACAGCUUCAUGUAUUUUGUUUUUUCAGUAUACUACACAUACUACAUGUGUUCCCACCCUGUGUCACUCUUAGUCCCAACGUCCAUUGCUUUCCCCCGACCUUUUACCAGAGGUCAGCCCCUCCCCUUUCAGGAAGAAAGGCUGGAGCUUUAAAAUCAUAAAUCUGAAUCUGUAUUGUCAUUUUUGGACCUCGGCCCAUGCAUUUUCAUAUUGUUGAAUUUGGAGGGAAAAUGCUGGCUCGGUCUUUGAAGAAUAUAUGAACUGAUGAGAAUUUAGUUUACCUUUGCAGUGCAAAAGAUAAGAUGGUUUCUAACCUAAUCACUAUACUCCAAUAUUGUUUAUCAAACGCCCAAUGACAAGGUCUUAGUUUGCUGUCAGCACAGUUGCUGCCAGUGCGGGGUUAUUACACGUCCCAUUUGUUAUUUUAAAACCUGUGUCCAUGUUAAAGGAAGGGGGCUCCCCUGGGUUGGGUCAAAUCUGGAGAUGUGGAGUUGUCCCGCUGGUUACAGGCCAUCUUAUUUCGUGCUUGAGGGGGGUUAAGGAGUGGGGAGGAGCAUCAGGGAGUCACAAGUUCCCCUGCUCUGUCGCUCCACCCCCCGCGCGCUCGCUGAGGAUUGGUGGAGUGUGCGCGCUCAGAGCUGUCUUCCUGACCGUUUAGCUAUGCCAAUUCAAUGCUCAAGCACACCCCAGUGAUGCUUUUCAGCACACAUGCAUUAGUUUUUCUUUUGACUAUAAUAUGAAAUGAUAAUGAACACUUUCCCCAGCUGGUUAUCUAUUCUGAUAUCCGCUGCUAUGGAAUAGUGUCUCAACUGUGUGGGUGAGAGAGCUCAUUCUCAAGUGCCUUAAAAGGAGUCCAAGUGGCGUCAGGCAGACAGCUCACAAUCUGUACUCCACCACCUGCGUCAGAUGCUGGGUUAGAAAGACAGAAGCAAGCGCAGCAACAGCGAUGACUUCUUUAUUUCAGAGCUGUGGAGGCUUCUAGAAACAUACAAUAAUUACAACACAGAUUUUUCUCCCUACCCCAUUGGCCAGGAUUCAAGAAAGCAGGCCAGGAUAAAGAAAUCAAAGUUUUAAAAAUAUUUCAUGAAAAUGCUUAAAGAACGAAAGAAAAGCAAUGAUUAAUACUUCUUCCCUUUUCCUUCAAAUAUGUAAUAUUCCCAAAGAAAUGGGAUCAGUUCAUUUGGGCAAGAUCAAGCCAGUAACUGCCCUCCUUUUAGUUUGAUAAGAAAACUGAAUUGACGGACAGCCUAACUAUAUUUUGUUAAUAAACUGAACACAUCAAAGCCUUUCUUCCCUCCCAGUUACCCUCAAAGCAUUUCUUUUAUUUUCUUUGAAAUGAAACAUUCAUUGCAUGAAUGAGAACUAAGAAUAGUUUUUUUUUUAUGUUUGUUGUGAUUUGGAAGAACCAGUUUUAUUUCCAUAUAAAAAAAGAAAAAAAAAAGAAUGUAUUGUUUGAAAACUUUUACUAACGAUCUUGUUUUCUGAUUUUGUCUCUUUUGGUUUUUCCACAACUGAUAUUGUUAUUUAGAAGGUUUCAGGUGGGUGACACUAUUCCUGCGUAGGUGCCUGGCGGAAAGGAACACUAGGGCAGCCUCAGUCUUCUCCUCUUCUUCCAGCCAGCUGCGGCCACCACUCUGACAAAGUCCAAAAAUAUGGCUUGUUACCUGAAAGCCAUUGAGACUCAGCCCAACUUUGCAGUGGCUUGGAGCAACCUGGGCUGUGUGUUCAAUGCCCAGGGAGAGAUAUGGUUGGCCAUACACCAUUUUGAAAAGGCAGUGACUCUGGACCCAAAUUUCCUUGACGCAUACAUCAAUUUAGGAAACGUUUUGAAGGAAGCCCGCAUCUUUGACAGAGCUGUGGCUGGAUAUCUCAGAGCCCUGAGUCUGAGCCCAAACCAUGCUGUUGUCCAUGGAAACCUGGCCUGUGUCUACUAUGAGCAAGGCCUCAUUGACCUGGCUAUUGACACUUAUCGUCGCGCUAUCGAAUUGCAGCCCCACUUCCCCGAUGCCUACUGCAAUUUGGCAAAUGCCCUGAAGGAGAAAGGCAAUUGUCUUUCCAAGGUGUCUGAGGCAGAAGAAUGCUACAACACUGCAUUACGUUUGUGUCCAACCCACGCGGACUCCCUUAACAACUUGGCCAAUAUCAAGCGUGAGCAGGGCAACAUCGAGGAGGCAGUUCAGCUCUACAGGAAAGCACUAGAGGUGUUCCCAGAGUUUGCAGCAGCUCACUCUAACCUGGCCAGUGUCCUGCAGCAGCAGGGAAAACUCCAGGAGGCCCUCAUGCACUACAAGGAGGCCAUUAGAAUCAGCCCCACAUUUGCUGAUGCCUACUCAAACAUGGGCAAUACACUGAAGGAAAUGCAGGAUGUGCAGGGAGCGCUGCAAUGCUACACCCGCGCCAUCCAGAUUAACCCUGCCUUUGCUGAUGCUCAUAGCAAUUUGGCCUCUAUCCACAAGGAUUCUGGAAACAUCCCAGAGGCCAUUGCAUCUUACCGCACAGCCUUGAAACUCAAGCCAGACUUCCCUGACGCUUACUGCAACUUGGCACAUUGCCUGCAGAUUGUGUGUGACUGGACAGAUUAUGAUGAGCGGAUGAAGAAGCUUGUGAGCAUUGUAGCUGACCAGCUGGAUAAGAACCGCUUGCCUUCGGUGCACCCACACCACAGCAUGCUGUAUCCACUCUCUCACGGCUUCCGCAAGGCCAUUGCUGAACGCCACGGAAACCUUUGCCUGGACAAGGUACACGCACUGAUCAAAAUCAAUGCACUGCACAAACCUGCUUAUGAGCAUCCGAAGGAUCUGAAAGCCAGCGGUGGGCGUUUGCGUGUUGGUUACGUCAGUUCUGACUUUGGCAACCACCCGACAUCCCACCUGAUGCAGUCCAUUCCUGGAAUGCACAACCCUGAGAAAUUUGAGGUGUUCUGCUAUGCGCUCAGCCCUGAUGAUAGUACAAACUUCCGCGUGAAAGUGGUAGCAGAGGCUCAUCAUUUCACAGACCUCUCUCAGAUUCCUUGCAAUGGCAAGGCAGCUGAUCGUAUCCACCAGGAUGGAAUCAACAUUCUGGUCAACAUGAACGGAUACACCAAAGGAGCCCGAAAUGAGCUGUUUGCCCUCCGCCCUGCCCCCAUUCAGGCUAUGUGGCUGGGUUACCCUGGAACCAGCGGUGCACCCUUCAUGGACUACAUUAUCUCUGACAAGGAGACAUCGCCUGUUGAAGUAGCUGAGCAGUAUUCUGAGAAACUGGCUUACAUGCCAAAUACCUUCUUCAUUGGAGACCAUGCCAACAUGUUCCCACACCUCAAGAAAAAGGCAGUGAUCGAUUUCAAAUCUAAUGGACACAUCUUUGACAACCGCAUCGUUCUUAAUGGUAUUGAUCUGAAGGCCUUCUUGGACAGUCUGCCAGAUGUGAAAGUGAUAAAGAUGAAGUGUGACAACAACCAGGAAGCUGCCGGGGACACAAAUGGAGCACUGUCCAUGCCGGUAAUCCCCAUGAACACAGCAGCUGAAGCAAUCAUCAACAUGAUUAACCAAGGCCAAAUCCAAGUCACAAUCAAUGGCUUCACUGUCAGCAACGGCCUGGCCACUACACAGAUCAUUUCAGCAGAUGAGGUUGUAGUCUCUGGGACUGUGUCCUUACAGAUCAAUAACAAAGCUGCCACUGGAGAGGAGGUGCCACGCACAAUUGUUGUGACAACCCGCUCCCAGUAUGGUCUGCCAGAGGACUCUAUUGUCUACUGCAACUUCAACCAGCUCUACAAGAUUGACCCCCCAACUCUUCAGAUGUGGGCCAAUAUCCUGAAGCGUGUGCCCAACAGUGUGCUGUGGCUUCUUCGUUUCCCUGCCGUCGGCGAGCCUAACAUCCAGCAGUAUGCCCAGAACAUGGGUCUGCCUGGCUCUCGUAUCAUCUUCUCUCCUGUAGCCCCCAAGGAGGAGCAUGUGAGAAGGGGCCAGCUGGCUGAUGUGUGCCUAGACACUCCACUAUGCAACGGUCACACUACAGGCAUGGAUGUUCUCUGGGCUGGGACACCCAUGGUCACCAUGCCAGGUGAGACACUCGCCUCCCGUGUGGCUGCCUCACAACUCAACUGUCUGGGCUGCCCUGAGCUAAUAGCUCAAAGUCGCCAGGACUACGAGGACAUAGCUGUCAAACUGGGAUCUGACAUGGAAUACCUGAAGAUGGUCAGAGCACGUGUUUGGAAGCAGAGAAUCUGCAGCCCGCUUUUCAACACCAAGCAGUACACAAUGGACCUGGAGAGGCUCUAUCUGCAGAUGUGGGAGCACUAUAGCAAUGGCAACAAGCCAGAACACCUGGUCCAGACAGUGGAGACCAGUGAGAAUGCCUGAACUAAACGCACGCUCAUGUCUUUUCCCUGAUAACCCAACACCCUGCCACCCCACCAUCUUUUUUUUUUUUUUUUUACCAUUAUCCACAUCCUAUCUUGGAAUUGUCAGUUUCCACACCAUCCCUGUCCCUGAAUGAUUGUCUCCAUAUCUCUGAUUUACUAUAAUGGGACUCUUUAUUUGUGAAGGAGCCUACAGAUGUACACAGUUAUCCCCCAUCACAUUCAUCGUUGCAUCACACAUCUGCAUUUCCUGAGCCAGAUUGAGCCUGGGACUUUCAGGCAUCCCUUCUGAGACUCUUGUCCUACAACAUAGUAUAUUUGGUGAGCAUGAGAGGAUUGUGAAUGCCCUGCUUACCUCUUCAGUACUUGGAUUCGUGGAUUUUUUUUGUUUGUUUUUUCUUCACCUCCUGUCAGUGUGCAUACAGGAUUAAUCGCAGCUUGUGGAGGAAUGCCCAGCCGUCAUUACUUGUUGAUCUAUUUAUAAAUGGAUUAAGAGUGUUGUGUGUUUUUAAAAGGACAAUGUUGCACCAAGAAAAUUGUAACUCUGACUUCAGUUUCAUCGGCUUUAACAUGCAAUUAUAAAACAUAGGUUGCAACUGCUCUUUAGUUUGUCUUAAACUGUUAAAUUCCUGCAAUGAGUAGAUGUGCAAGUUUUAAGGACUACGGUCUAGAUAAAGACUUCUUCCUCUCACCAAAUGCCAAUUUAUAAUUUUUUUUUGGUCAAUCAGGAAUGUUUUCAGUAGCUGUUGUCCCGUUUGAUGUCACACUAUGCUUGUAAAGGUAAUUGGACAAAGCCGGAUAAAGGAGCUUCAAUUAAUUGGAAAGGGCCUAAAUUUAAGUUUAAAUGUUAGCGCUGUUCACAAAUUGAUCUUGUUUUUUAAUCACUCAAACCAGGAACGGCCUAGGUAAGUAUUUUCUAAGCAGUUUUUCUUUUUGUAUUGUCCGUUAACUGUAUGCUGUCAAUGAUGCCACGAGGCUCUAAAUAUAAUAAAAAAAUAAAGAGAUGGCAAAACUC
Messenger RNA from Larimichthys crocea (large yellow croaker), 5642 nucleotides. RefSeq names its product O-linked N-acetylglucosamine (GlcNAc) transferase, tandem duplicate 1 (gene ogt.1). The coding region runs from base 1938 to 4628 and encodes 896 amino acids. NCBI's taxonomy places the organism in Eukaryota, Metazoa, Chordata, Actinopteri, Sciaenidae. The record is from RefSeq and is a predicted model, not a curated record. Gene Ontology annotation, biological process: protein O-linked glycosylation. The transcript has 20 exons. Gene Ontology annotation, molecular function: protein O-acetylglucosaminyltransferase activity; protein binding.